Molecule: messenger RNA, 4435 nt
Organism: Hyla sarda
Lineage: Eukaryota; Metazoa; Chordata; Amphibia; Anura; Hylidae
Gene: ST14
Product: ST14 transmembrane serine protease matriptase
Exons: 19
Coding region: 254-2782 (842 amino acids)
Biological process (GO): proteolysis; acrosome reaction
Cellular component (GO): membrane
Molecular function (GO): serine-type endopeptidase activity; protein binding
Source: RefSeq, a predicted model, not a curated record
AUCCGGCUCCUCCGGCCGCUGCCAUCUCUCUCACUCACCUGGAGUAAGGGGCGGGACCUCUCCUAGUCAUAUGACUAGUCCCGACCCAUGACACACCUGAGUAGUGGGCGUGGCCUCUGCCGCCAUCACGUGAUUCCUCCCGGGCUGGGGACACACCUGGAAACUUUACCUGAGAGAAGCCGGAUUGUACUGGACACCUGAACCGCAGCAGAUCCGCACAGUCCAGAACCGCAGAGCCGACACCACCGCCAACAUGAAGGAGCCGGACAUCAAGUACAAUAACCGCCCGCAGAGCUUCAAUGGAAUCGAGGAAAUGGUUGAAUUUCUUCCCGCCACAGACACGAAAAAGAUGGAGAAAAUGACCCUAAAGAAAAAACUCCUGAUAGCUGGCAUAGUGUGCGCCGCUGCUCUCAUCUCUGUUGCCAUUGGCCUCUUAGUCUGGCACUUUGGAUACCGGAACAGACCGGAGCACAAAGUGUUUACAGGUUUUCUGACUGUGACAAAUUACCCCUUCAUUGAGGCCUAUGAGAACCCGUCGUCUCAAGAAUUUGCAGAUAUGUCUUCUAAAGUGACUGAAGUGCUGCUGAACGCCUAUCGGAGUGAUCCUGCCAUAGGGCCCCACUUGGUCAGCUGCAACAUUACAGCGUUUAGCGAGGGCAGCGUCAUCGCCUACUACCUGUCAGAGUUCAGUGUGCCGAAGUAUCAGGCCGCUGCCCUGGAUAAAGCCAUGUCGGAGCUGAAUCUGAAGACCAUUACUGCACGUCGUAUCACCUCUUUGGCCGUGGAUGCAUUUGCAGCAUACCCAACCGACCCUCAGAUGGUGAGAAUGUUCCGUGACAACCGCUGCAAUUUCUUCCUCCACGCCAGCCCUGGAGUUGCGACUCAAUUCACCACCCCUGGAUUUCCCAACUUUCCUUACGGACCAAACUCCAGGUGUCAAUGGGCACUGCGAGCAGAUGCUGGUCACAUGAUCAUGCUUCACUUCAAAACCUUUAGGAUGGAGCCCUGUAAAACCGGCAAAGGGGACUAUGUUACUGUGUACGACUCUCUGACCGCCAUGGAGCCGCGCAUUAUGGUGAAGUUAUGCGGUAGUUACCCCCCAUCCUACAACCUGACCUUUGUUUCCUCGCAGAAUGUCAUGUUGGUCACUCUGGUCACAGACAACGUGGGGAAGCAUCCCGGCUUCUUGGCUAAAUUUACCCAGAUACAGAGGACAACACUAUGUGGAGGAAACUUGAGGGAAGCCAGCGGUACGUUCAGUACACCCUUCUACCCAGCCCAUUACCCACCCAACAGGGAAUGUAUAUGGGACAUCCAGGUUCCUACAAACCAACAUGUGAAGGUCCGAUUCCUAAUGUUCUAUCUCCUGGAGCCCUCAGUCCCCAUCACCACCUGCCCCAAUGACUACGUGGAGAUCAAUAACCAAAGAUACUGCGGGGAACGAGCUCCGUUUGUUGUUUCCAGCAAUAGCAGCAAAAUGAGGGUGACCUUCCGCUCUGACCAGUCCUACACGGACACCGGCUUCAUGGCAGAAUACUUAUCCUAUGAGCCAAAGAAUCCCUGUCCUGACCAGUUCACCUGUAAGAGCGGCCGCUGUAUUGACCUGGCCCGGAAGUGCGAUGGGUGGAACGACUGUGGAGAUUCCAGUGAUGAAGCUUUAUGUACCUGCUCAGCUUUGCAGUUCCGCUGUGUUGCCAGCCAGAUAUGUAAACCCAAGUUCUUCCUGUGUGACGGUGUGAAUGACUGCGGAGACGGCACUGAUGAAGCGAACUGCAAAUGUCCAGACAACUAUUUGAAAUGUAGAAAUGGCAAAUGUAUCCCACAGGAGCAAAAGUGUGACAGAACCGAUAACUGCGGUGACGGCACGGACGAAUCAGAAUGUGGGGACGCUGUUAAAACCACCUGCACAGAGAGCACCUUCAAAUGUGCUAGUGGAGAAUGCAUCACCAAGCUGAACCCAGAGUGCGACAGUGUAAAUGACUGCGCGGAUGGCUCAGAUGAGAAGGAAGCGUCUUGCAGUUGCGGCAAGCGCCCUUACAGCAGAAGGACCCGGAUUGUGGGUGGUGUGAACGCAGACAUUGGCGAGUGGCCCUGGCAGGUCAGUCUACACACAAUAAAGGACGGCCACACGUGCGGAGCCUCUCUGGUGUCUCCCACCAUUCUGUUGUCUGCUGCGCACUGCUUUCAGGACGCCUCUGGAAUAAGGUAUUCUGAUCCUAACACAUGGACGGCAUAUCUGGGGCUGCAUGACCAGGCCACACGGACCACCAGCAAGGAUGUUGUUGUGCGCAAAAUAAAGAAGGUUUAUGCCCACCGACAGUUCAGUGAUUACACGUAUGACAACGAUAUUGCUUAUCUGGAACUGGAAAGUCCGGUCACCUACACAGACUUCAUCCAGCCCAUCUGUAUCCCCGAAAGUAGCCAUGUAUUCCCAGUGGGCAAAUCCAUCUGGGUGACGGGCUGGGGCGCUCUGAAUGAAGGAGGAACGGGAGCCGCAGUUCUACAGAAGGCUGAAAUCCGGGUCAUCAACCAGACUGAGUGUAACAAACUUCUGGACGGCCAACUCACCACCCGCAUGAUCUGUGCCGGAUACGUCAGUGGUGGCAUUGACGCCUGUCAGGGUGAUUCUGGGGGCCCCCUGUCCAGCGUUGAAUCGAAUGGGAAGGUCUACUUGGCUGGUGUUGUCAGCUGGGGAGAAGGAUGCGCUCGCAGGAACAAGCCAGGUGUCUACACAAAAGUGACGGCCAUGAGGGACUGGAUCAAACAGAACACGGGCCUGUAACACCCUGGAUCGGGCGGGUCACAGACAUAUUUUUUUUUAAAGAUACAUAAAUAUAUUUUUGAAUUAUUUUUUAAAUGAUUUUAAAGAGACUCCAGUGUUGGAUGAACUUGUGAGCGUGAACAACUCUGUGUGGGGGGUGGAGGGGCUGGAAACUAAGAGCCAUAUGUUAUCCUGCUCCUCUCUUCUGCCACACUGGAUCGGGGUCUAACGCUCAAGGUCUCUGAUCCCUCAUUGUAUGGAGCAGUAACAAAAAAAAAAAAAUGGAAAAAUCCUGACACUGUGGCACUGUCUGCUGCCGACCAGGUGGAUAUCGUGUCCCAACACUCCAGUUUGGUGGAUUAUCCUGGCACCAAAAGGCAUGGCAGAUAUCUGAAAUGAACUUCCUGCGCUGGAGCCUAUAGACAGCGAUGGGCAGCGCAUCAUGACAUCAUGGAAAUAUGUUUUUCUAUUGGAGGCAGUAAUGUGAAACCUCAACUCUGUGAGGAUAUACUCACACGUCUAGGACAACUUUAUAUAUUCACAGAUAUAGGACUGGCAAUGUGGGUCAGCUGCUGGCGUGUGAGGACAGAAUUUUGACUAUUAACUCCUUUUGCGUCUGGGAUUUUAUUUGUUGGAUUUUCUUUUUUUUUUUUUUUAUAUAUGACUGUUUUUUACCUUUUGCUGUUUCAUCACUCUAGUACUGUCUGUUCUAUAUCUUUGUCCUAUUCUCCUGCCUUUUUAAAUGUUCUUUUUUUAUCAGCAUAUUACCCCCAUCAUAUGUCCAUAAGUGCAGAGCGGACACGGUCAUUCGCGUGCGAUGCAGUUCCCGUUUUUCUAUUUUUGUUUUUUUUUUACAAAUCAUGAAGCCUUCGCAGUGGUUUUUAUGUUUAUAAAUAAAAGUUGUUAAAGUCGUGUCUGUGCGGCUUCCAGAAGUUAGUGAACCCCCCCCCCGGAGCUGUAGAGGAUCACAUGGGAAUGAAUGUUACUGACAGUGCUCACUUAUAUAUAGGUUUAUCUGCAUACAACCGUCCUCCUUUCACCAGGUAGGGGGUUAAGAUCUCCUCCGUUAUUUUCUCUGUUGCUUCCUGUCACCCGGUGGGGAGAGUAGUCCUCUGCAGACACUGGUUGAUGCUGCUAUAGCCUUGGGAAAGUAAGGCUGCCCGUCACCAGGAUGCCCGUCACUGAUUCAGCUGGUCUGCAUCUGUCCUUCCUCUAAUGCAGAGGACCCAAAACCAGUCCUUUUUAACCCUAUGAGAGUCCAGGGUAUGAAUUCUUCCCUGUUCUGUUCUACUGGAGUAACUUAAAAAACAAACAAAUGCAAUGUCGGGCCUUGAGGACUGAGUUGGGGACCACUGCUCUGAUGCACCCCCAUUAAAAUGUGGGGCGGAUUCCUCUGCAUCUCUGCCUGAAUACCCUAUACCUUCCAGCUCGUCACUGCCCAAGAGCUUCAGUGUCAGGAGGCAUCAUCACCCAAAAAGCUUUCAGGUCGGGCAACAUGCUGGCUUUUCGUUUUAAACCGUGACGCCAUCUUUUAGCUGAGAGAUGGCGGUGGAUUCACGUCAUAAGUCUUGCUCUGAACUAAGAUCCUAAACUCCUAUGCCAGUGUUUUCCCAAUCAGAGUGCCUCCAGCUGUUGAAAAACUACAAUUCCCAGCAUGCCUGGACAGCCGUAGGC